Messenger RNA from Caenorhabditis angaria, 1518 nucleotides. NCBI's taxonomy places the organism in Eukaryota, Metazoa, Nematoda, Chromadorea, Rhabditida, Rhabditidae. The record is from the annotation of a GenBank genome assembly.
AUGUGGAUUUUUGGAUUUUCGAUCUCAUUUUCAACUUUGAUUAUGAUUUUUGGCUUCAAAAAUAGUGUUAACGGGUUAAGGUGUUAUGAAGGUUGGUUUAUGGAAAACUUAGAAAAAACUGAAAAAAAUUGAAAGAUAUUUUAGCUUGAAAAAAAAAUCAUCGAAAAAUUCCACCUGUUCUGAUGAAAGCGAAAAAAAAACUUGAAAAACAGGAUAUUUCAGAGUACUUUUUUCAAGAUUGGAGAUUACUGUAUAAUAUAUAAUUCAAAAAAAAAUUACAGAAAUUCCUGAAGUUUUUAUGAUUGUGCCUACAGUAAUUCCAAAUAAACUUAAAUUUUUUCAGCGAAGGUAUAAUAAAACAAAACUUCAUCUAAUUUUCAAAAUUAGGAUUACUGUAGGUUCUGAAAACUUGAAGAAUUGAAUCUUUCAAAUUUUUUUUUCAUAAAUUAGAAUCUUAGGUUACUGUAGGCAGCAAAACUAUAUAGAGAAAAACAAAUUUUACACCUACAGUACUCCUCAAAGUUUCUCCGCUCUGAAUCUGGUUUUUUUUUCAAAUUUAAGGUUACUGUAGACAUUGACUAGUCGUGAAUUUUUGUUCCAAUUCAGGUUCUUGAUAAUUUCAGAAUUACUAGAACUUUUUUAAAAAUAAUUUUUAUAAACUUCGAGUUACUGUAAAUUCUAAGACUUUCGAAACUAGUGUUAUCCCUAUAUUUUUCCAGGUUCCCGUGGAAUUGUGAAUGGGGAAGAAACGACAAAUUUCGUCGAAAAUCUAUGCGAUGAUAAUAUGCAAUUUUGCUUCGAAUCCUAUAAUUCGAAUUUAACCGAAGUUACGGCAAGUUGUCAAACAAUGGGAACUGAUCCAAAACUUAUUGAUGUUUGUAAUGUAAGUUUAUGACUGACAAUUUUUAAAAAGAUAAUUUUUAAUGACCGAAAAAAAUCAUAAAAAUCAAAACAACACACACGUUGUGGGUUACUGUCUAUGACGUCAAUAGGGAUGUUAUUGAACAGAAAAAUUUAAGUUAAAGGGGCACGUCGGUGAACAUCAAAACAAUGCCACGUGGUCUCGAAAAACAUUCAAGUUUCAGUUUAAUCUGUUGAGUUCUUUGGAUUUUUAUCAUUUUUUCUAUUUUUAAAAUCAUCAGAGCCAAGCCUAGAAAUUGUAGUUGUCAAGUAGCCGCGCCUAGAAUUUUCAAUUUUCAAGGAUGAGCGCCAAGAGAGCAAAUUUCGGAGUGAUUUUUUUUACUUCGGGUUAUCAAAACUUCAAAAUCCUCCCCUAUUUUCCACAUGUUUCCUUUUUUCUAGAUGGAUAAUAAAUGCCGUGAACGUACUGACAUCGAUGUCACAGUAUGUUGUUGCACUUCCGAUUUAUGUAAUCUUCAAGAAGAUUUGAAACCCGAUUCAUUACAAACUUCCACCGAAAAACCACCAGAAAAAAGUUCGAAAGAACAUUCGGAAGAAGACGAGGAAAAUGUAUUCGAAUCUUUGAUGACAAAUGAGACACGUGUUUUUUUAAAGUAG